AUGGCGUCUUCCAGGUCCUUCUACGCUGCCUUCGAUCUCUGCGUCUGUCUGGGCGUCCUCUGCGUCGUCUUCGUCUGCUUCUGGAACUCGCAUUGGCGCGGCGGCUUCGCUUGGGACGGCACCGAGUCGCAGUUCAACUGGCAUCCUGUCCUCAUGGUGACCGGGAUGCUGGUUCUGUACGGCCUGGGUGCCGUGUUGUACCGCCUCCCGUGCACCUGGUCCCAGGGCAAGCAGCCCUGGAAGAUCCUCCACGCCGGCCUCAUGCUGUCCGCCCUGCUGCUCUCCAUCACCGGCUUGACCGCCGUCUUCCAAGUCCACCGGAACCUGAAAAUCCCGGACAUGUACUCCAUGCACAGCUGGGUGGGACUCUGCACGGCGGCCAUCUUUGCCUGUCAGUGGCUCCUCGGCGUGGUCGGCUUCCUCUGCCCGUGUUCUUCGCUGCGGUUCCGUGGCGGCCUCAAACCGCUCCACGUCUGGAUGGGAAAGGUGGUGCUGAUGCUGGUUUUGGCCUCCUGCAUCAGUGGAAUCAACGAAAACCUCUUUUUUGCUCUCAAUGGAGUCUCUGCAGCCGCGUACAGCUCGCUGCCACUAGAGGCCUGGUUUGCAAACACCCUGGGGGUGCUAAUCGUUGCCUUCGGGGUGGUCUUGUUCGGAAUCCUGUCCAAAGCAGACUGGCAGCAUCCCGACGCCAACAACGAAGAGACUGCCCUUCUACUCCGAGAGGAUCGUUCUGGUCAACUAAUCGACAACAGAGUGAGGGUGAAAGAAGAAUCACAUGAUGCUGACAUUUAA
This is a messenger RNA of Entelurus aequoreus (snake pipefish), 792 nucleotides long. Its product is annotated as lysosomal membrane ascorbate-dependent ferrireductase CYB561A3-like. NCBI's taxonomy places the organism in Eukaryota, Metazoa, Chordata, Actinopteri, Syngnathiformes, Syngnathidae. Gene Ontology annotation, cellular component: lysosomal membrane. The transcript has 5 exons. The record is from RefSeq and is a predicted model, not a curated record. The coding region runs from base 1 to 792 and encodes 263 amino acids. Gene Ontology annotation, molecular function: oxidoreductase activity.